Enterobius vermicularis (human pinworm) is the source of this 2082-nucleotide messenger RNA. NCBI's taxonomy places the organism in Eukaryota, Metazoa, Nematoda, Chromadorea, Rhabditida, Oxyuridae. The record is from the annotation of a GenBank genome assembly.
AUGGAAGUCCUGGAUCUCCUUGGUUUCGAUGUAAAUCCGUCAUUAAGUCAUUCCCAAAAGCAGCAUCGAGCCAACGAAAGGUCGAACCUGUUGGUAAUAUCGCGAGUAGUUCUUAAAAGUUUCUUAGAGACCAGCAUUAAAUUGGCACAUCGUGUUCUCGACGGAGAUAUUCAGCAGCUUUCUGAUUUAUUGAUGAUGCUGGAGAAGGUUUUGUGGCAUGGCUUCAAAGGUUGGCAUUCGCCAAAAUUUUUUUACGACGUUAUAGAAAAGUUCGAUACUGAAUACAUCACGCAGCGUACGCUGUUGGCUGUUCGCCCUGCAGACGCGGAGCUGUGGCGUUGUUUAACGCGGAUUUCCGCCUUACAUUCUGAAAUGAACGAAUGUGUUCGGUGUAUCAAUAACCUAGACAAUUUAUUGUAUGUUUACGGUUACGAUCUUUCUGGUAUGAGCAAGCAGUCUAACUCUGUGGGACACUUGUUAAAGACCUCGAUUGCUCGCGUUCGAGCAUUUUUGAGACUGGCAGUUAUGCAAAAAAAACUUAGUGACUACUUUUAUCAUAUUUUGUCUUCCAGCAUAUUGGAGAUUUGUUAUGAAGAUUGGGCUUUUAUACGCCACGAAGAGUCUGGGAUCUUAGCAGGGUCAUUAGUCGGUUUGUCUGUAAUUGACUGCAACUUGAUGUUAGACCAAACUUAUUUGCAAGAACAACCACCCUCCAUAGAUCUUUCCUCUUAUAUUCGCUUCCCGUCUUUGCUGUCACAAGAUGAGCAAGUGUCAAAGAUGUCUAGUGAAACAUCACCAAAAGAUCUGAAAAUUUUACUGGAUCAGAAGAGUUACUUAGAAGAACGAAAUCGUUACUUGGAGCAAUCUGUAGCGGUAUUAAAAACCAAAAUUGCUGGUUUUGAGGAUGCAUUGAUAAAAGCAGAAACGGAUGUUGGCAGCAUUGGAGAAAUAUCAACAGCAGGCAGAAAUGUGGUCGAGAAUCUUGAAAAAGAAAGGUUGAAUGCGCUUGUCGGUGAAAAUAAUGAUACAAUAAAUACUCUGCGGCAACAGCUUGCUGAUACAAAGAAGAUUAAUGAAGAUCUUUAUACGAAAAUUCGUAUGAUAGAAGAGAAGUGCAAGCUUUUCGAGGGCGAACUUAUUGGUCUGAAAGAGCGCCAUAUACAAGAGAAAGAAGAAUGGUUAGCAGCAAAUGAAGUACUGAAAUCUCGAAGUCUUGAAAGGGAAGCUGAAAUGGAAAGGAAUUCUAAUACGUUGGAUAUGCUAAAAAAUGAGUUGUUAAGUAAGACUGAUGAGUAUAUGCAGACACUGUCAGUAUUAAGUGACAAACAGAACGAGCUAAAUGAUGCUAAUCUCAAAAUAGAGAAAUUGCAGAAGCAAAACUUGUCUUUUGCGGAAAAAUUAAGAAGAAUACCUGUUUUGGAAGAGGAGUUAGCUGCAUUAAAAAUUAGUGAAGAAAAUCAGAGUAUGAAACUUGCUGAUUACGAAAAAGCUCUCGAAGAACUUGGAGGACACCUUUCUGAGUCGGGGUUGCGGAUUUUGGAGCUCAAGGAAGAGUUUUUGCCUUUUUCUGAGGCAGAGUGGCAAGAUGAUGCUGAAGUGGCUAAUUGUAAAGCGUGCAAUGCCUCUUUUUCUGUUAGUAGAAGGAAACAUCAUUGCAGGAGCUGUGGAAUGAUUUUCUGUAAUUCUUGUAGUGAUGGAAGGGUUAAACUUCCAUCGAAUCCUAAACCAACUCGACGGGUGGAUGAGUCCAAAGUGAAUACUUUUGUUGCUUGUUUCAAUGUUUCAACUGUUGGUUCUAUGAAUACUGAAGCCUAUAAAUUUAAUUUGAAACACAUGCGGUAUAUCUUCAGGGGCAUUCAUUUGGUUGCUUUAGUAAUCAUAGGUAAAUUGAGGUCGGCUUUGUGCAAUCCGUUAGGGCAAAAGAUAGUAACUAGGACAAUUCCGUCACCUAUAAGGAAGGUGAAGGAGACGUCGCUGUCUUCGCAUUUUGCUGUAGACAACGAGAAAUGUUGCUCAUUUCCAACUUCGACCGGUAGAUCUGCAGACGCUUUGUGGCGACGGGGUUGUAUGCUUGAGAGUUAG